AUGGGUUUUGCGGAGCAAACUGGUAGCUGCCAAUACCGACCUCUGGUGGAACUUGGCUGCCAUUUGUCCCGCGCGCCUUUGCCCAAGCCAUUUAGGCCCAUCCCGGGUGCCGUAGCGGGGGCCGCGCCCAGCUGUUGCGGGGCGGGGCUGCCGCUGACCAUGGCGGGUGAGCUUGAGGGUUCCAAAGCUCUGAGCGGGCUGCUGAGCGGCCUGGCCCAGGAAGCUUUCCAUGGGCACCAGGGCAUCACGGAGGAGCUGCUGCGGAGCCAGCUCUAUCCGGAGGUGUCACUCGAGGAGUUCCGCCCCUUUCUGGCGAAGAUGAGGGGGAUUCUUAAGUCUAUUGCAUCUGCAGACAUGGAUUUCAACCAGCUGGAGGCAUUCUUGACCGCUCAAACCAAAAAGCAAGGUGGGAUCACAUCUGACCAAGCUGCUGUCAUUUCCAAAUUCUGGAAGAGCCACAAGACAAAAAUUCGAGAGAGCCUCAUGAACCAGAGCCGCUGGGACAGUGGGCUUCGGGGCCUGAGUUGGAGAGUUGAUGGCAAGUCGCAGUCAAGGCAUUCCCCUCAAAUUCACACCCCUGUUGCUAUAAUGGAGCUGGAAAUAGGGAAAAGUGGACAGGAAUCUGAAUUUCUGUGUUUGGAAUUUGAUGAAGUCAAGGUCAAUCAACUCCUAAAGAAGCUCUCAGAGGUAGAAGAAAGUAUCAGCACACUGAUGCAGCCAGCCUAGCUGAAGAUGGAGUUGUUGAAGCAAAGGUGUUCAUGAUCCCUCCCCAGUGAUCUGGGGUUUUUUGUUGUUUUGUUGUUUUUUUAAAAAAAUCUUUUGCCCCCAUUAGUAUUAAAUCCUCAAAUUCAAAUCUU
This is a messenger RNA of Zalophus californianus (California sea lion), 857 nucleotides long. RefSeq names its product copper metabolism domain containing 1 (gene COMMD1). The record is from RefSeq and is a predicted model, not a curated record. Gene Ontology annotation, cellular component: endosome. NCBI's taxonomy places the organism in Eukaryota, Metazoa, Chordata, Mammalia, Carnivora, Otariidae. Gene Ontology annotation, biological process: positive regulation of protein ubiquitination; negative regulation of protein localization to cell surface; copper ion homeostasis.